GUCCUGCCCUCAACAGGCUUGUUUCCAUGCUCCUGCAGGAACAUGGACGCCUUUUCUGUUGUGCUCUGUAUUGCUUUUGUGUUUUAUCUCGUUACUUUUGGAUCGUCAACUUGUCUGAAUGGUUGCUCCUGCGCCAAUGAGACCCUGGGAAGGUCUUUGAUUUGCAUGGAAACCCCAAUGAGUCAAAUUCCAGAGGACAUCCCACAUUAUUUCACAAAGAUCCGGGUGGAAAACUUCCACCUGAUGGAGCUACCUCGAGGAUCCUUCUCCAAAAUGGGUGCCUUGGCGUUCCUGUGGCUCAAUUUCAAUGACAUCACCCUGAUGAACAUCAAAAGCCUCGAGGGAUUAGUCAACCUGAACGAGUUGCGGCUGCAGGGCAAUAAGCUGACUUCGGUGCCUUGGACUGUAUUUCAGGACACACCAAAACUUAAAAUUCUAGACCUGAAACACAAUCGUCUAGAUGCCCUACCAGAACAUGCCCUGAGACACUUAUCGGUGCUGAGCUACUUAGAUUUAUCCUUCAACCGGUUUAGUGUUAUAUCAAAAGAUGUGUUUAUGAACUGGCCCCUCUACCAGAAAAUAGAGAGAGUCUGGGCGAAGGAGGGAUCAGUCUCCAAUGUGGUCUUAGCGCUGCACAACAACCCUUGGCUCUGCGACUGCCGCCUCCAAGGCUUCGUAGAGUUCAUCCGAUCAGUCGCCCCUCCCGUCGUCCUCAUGAACUCGUAUUUGACGUGUUCGGGCCCCGUCUCUAAAGCGGACAAGUUUUUCCACAAGAUCCAGUUGGAAACAUGCACAAAGCCUGUGGCCUCUGCACCGGAGACGAACAUCAGCGUACCUCCCGGAACCAAUGCCACGCUGUCGUGCUUAGUCAAGGCCAGGCCGAGCCCGACCAUUGAGUGGAUGUACAGUCACAAGAUACUAAGAGGAUUUACCGCUUUUGUGACACCCAUCGACGAAGAGACCGUCAACUCCACUCUGGUGAUACCCUCGCUGCACCUAGCAGACGGAGGACUCUACACCUGCCUGGCCAACAAUUUCGUCGGCAACUCCUCCGUCAGCAUUGCAGUGAACGUCGGCGCUUUGAGUAUCUUCGCCCCUCACCCGCCACCUUCGCCCAUCCUCUACCCCGACGAGAACCCCUACAUUGACAUCCGCAUUGCCAAGCAGACAGUUUACGGCAUCAGCCUGGUGUGGCACGCCACCACCGACACCCCGGCAGAAACCCGGUUCACCGUCCACUUCGGCAAGUACGACUCGACCAAAAGGGAAACCGUCUACAUUGGACCGGGCAUUAACAGCUACUCAGUCAGCGAUUUGCUUCCCGUUACCAAAUACGAGGUGUGCGUGACCCUUAAGAACCAUCCGCCACAGGAGGGCCAGUGUGUCGUCUUUGUGACAGGAAGUGACGUUAGGGAAAUGGAGCAAAGGGAGCGUCUGAUCCACAUCGUCGUCGUCGUGUGCGCCAUGGCGCUGGCUGUGCCGGUCGGCAUGUACGCCUGCACCGCGGAGGCACGCUUCAGCUGUGUGGUUUGCUUCGGGAAUCUCUGGAAGAAGUGGCGUUGGUGGUCUCACGAUGGGAAUCCACAGGAGGCCGAGCGACAGGGGACUGGGCAUCGGGGGCCCAACAGUCAGGAAGCCUUCGACAGCCUGCAGGUGGCCAGUGAUGAAGUCCUGUGCAGGCACUUGCAGGAAAAAGCUGACAACAAAUGCAACGGAGGAAGUGUGGCCUAUCUGUACUAAAUCAACAACUCCCAUCCAUCCAUUUUGAGGAGCGCUUAUCCUGUUGAGGUUCUCGCGGAACUGGAGGCUAUCCCGGCUGACUUCGGGUGCACUGGACGGGUCGCUAUUCGAUCAGAGGGCACAUUUUGAGACGGACAACCAAGCAAACCAUCAUUCUUCUUUAUUUUCAGGAGUGUUUGUAUUAACUUCUUCAUGUUCGUAUGGAUUUGUGUUCAUUUUUUAUUUGGAUACCAAAUGUAUAUAUAUAUUAUCACUUCCUUUGAUUUGUAUUUAUCUUCUAAAUAAUGUACAGUAUGUCACAUUCCUGGAUUAAAAAGAGAACG
Phycodurus eques (leafy seadragon) is the source of this 2063-nucleotide messenger RNA. Its product is annotated as leucine-rich repeat, immunoglobulin-like domain and transmembrane domain-containing protein 2. The record is from RefSeq and is a predicted model, not a curated record. Lineage: Eukaryota; Metazoa; Chordata; Actinopteri; Syngnathiformes; Syngnathidae. The coding region runs from base 43 to 1740 and encodes 565 amino acids. The transcript is spliced from 3 exons. Gene Ontology annotation, molecular function: protein binding.